UAGGGAAAACUAGCUGCUGUAAUGUCUGAGAAGGGAGGGUGUGUUACAUCCACCUGUGUGACAAACGGCUCCCUGUGUUUGAUAGAAGUUUACUCUGCGGAUAUAUUAGCUGUACAGAAAGGAGGGCUCGCUGUUUUGAGCUUUAACACAGGGGACUGAGCGAUAUAUCUGUGCUGCAGGUAACGUUACAGCUGCUGUCGACGGCGCACUUUGGGAAUGUCAGUCAGAGCUUGUUUGGCACUUUGGGAAACGUUGGCUAAUAUUUCCUGUUGGUGAAAACUAGUCAGAACAGUUUUCUCCUCCGAGUUCGACUGGGAUGCAAAAUAGGCUUUGACAAAGCGUGCAAAGAUGAGCGUGACCUCUUGGUUCCUGGUGAGCAGCUCGGGCACGCGCCACCGUCUGCCUCGGGAGAUGAUCUUUGUUGGCAGAGAGGACUGCGAGCUGAUGCUGCAGUCUCGCAGUGUGGACAAACAGCAUGCUGUGAUCAAUUAUGAUGCUGCCACAGAUGAACACCUCGUCAAAGACUUGGGCAGCCUGAAUGGGACUUUUGUGAAUGACCUCCGUAUCCCUGACCAGACCUACAUCACCCUGAAGCUUUCUGACGUUGUUCGCUUUGGAUAUGAUACUCACGUUUACAUCAUGGAGCGGAGUCAACACAAGGUUCCAGAGGAAGCCCUUAAGCAUGAGAAGUACACCAGUCAGCUGCAGAUGGGACUGAAGGCUCUGGAAGCAAAGAAGAGAGAACAGGCAGAGGAGAAGAGCUGUAAACCCACAGAAUUAUCUCACUCCAAGCAGGACAAGAGUGAGAGCAAAUCCACCACAGCUGCAGAGCCUCCAGCCUCCAAGCCCACUCCUUUGUAUGGCCAACCUUCAUGGUGGGGUGAUGCUGAUGAGGAGAAUAAGGGUCAGCAGAGGGAACCAAAUGCAGGAAAUCAAAAGGAAGACUCCAAAAAUGAGGUCAAUGGCUCCACCUCUGAACAUCAAGAUGGCCAACCUGAAGGCAAACCUGUUUACCCCUACCGAAAGGAUGCAGGUUACUUUGAGAUCCCCACUAAAGAGUUGCAUUCGAGGCCCAAAACUGCAGAGCCAGAGGUUCAGGUGAUCCCCACAAAAGACACAGACAAUCGGACCGCUUCUACACCCCCUGUAGUGCAGAGUCAUGCCUCUUUCACCAUUGAGUUUGAUGAGUGCACUCCUGGAAAGAUCAAAAUCAAAGACCAUGUUACAAAGUUCUCAUUCCGCCAACGCAAGACCCCCAGCAAGGAGUCCGUUUUCACACCAACAGAGGUGAUGUCGGCAGAGAGCAAAGUGGCUGAUUGGCUAGUACAGAGUGAUGCAAGCAUGGCAAGGAGGAAGUCUAGAACAGAAGAUCUUUAUAGCACGAAGAGUGACCUUUCUAUAAACAGAACGAUUCUGAAAGAUGGACAUCAUCAUGAGGAUGGCACACAGUGUGACUCUGAAGAUCCUGCCACAAAACCUCCAGACGUUUCAAAGUCCGACCUGUCACCUCCACGACUUUUCACUCCACCAGAGAGAGAAGAACCUCCCGCCAGCUCAACACCACACUCUCAAAGUCAAGGCAGACAGGAACCCCAGCAAGCUUUUGUCAUUGAGUUCUUUGAUGACGUUGCACGCAAGAAACGUUCACAGUCCUUUACUAAUAACAUUUCUCCUCCAGAGUCCCAUGAGCCCCUCAAAAACAGAAUGGAGAAGAUGAAAAGUCCCUCCCAGACUGGAGAGAAGUCAACCCCCAGUCAACAGUUUACUGUUCCCCUUAAAGAUUCUGGUGGUUUCCAGAGAGCUGGAUCUCUGAGAAGGGAGAAAACUGACGUUCGUAUGAGUUCCUCUAACUUUUCUUCUCGUUCAGCUUCUUCAAAAGCAUUUAAUAGUGUUGGCCGCAGGUCCAAACUGGCCCAGGACUUUGCAGCUGAGUUUCUCAGGGCGUCAAAAUCCAUUUCCACUGCCACCUGGGAGAAGCCCACUUCCUCUACAUCCUCAUCAGCUUCCAACACAGUAUCCAUGGUAACAAAUAAUUCUUCAACUCAGUCUCAACCCCCUGUUCCUAUUCCUAUUCAGACUCAGGUUUCAUCACCGUCCCAUCAGCAAGUGCCCUCCAAAUCUCUGCUCACACCCACACCAGCCAAUUGCACAGAUGUCAAGAACACUAAAGGUUCCAGGCAAGAAGAAGAAGACAGCUUGAGUGAUGCUGGUACCUACACCAUUGAAACAGAGGGACCUGAUAAAGAGGUGGAGGAGGCACGUAACAAGAUUGAUCAGGUGUUUGGUGUUGGCGAGUGCCCUGAGCACAACAGUCAGUCUUCAGCAGCAACAGUGUAUAGACCUGUAGGUCGUGACAGGGAGGGCCAGGAUAGCCUUCCACUUAGUGAGAGUAGUCCUGGCCCAGUACUGGGCCAUUAUCCAGGCUUUAGUGACCCUUCCAUGGGUCCAGCACAGGUAGAGUCAAUGGUCUUAACUACUGGCAACACCAGAUGGGUCUCUCGCUGGGCUAGUUUGGCUGACAACUAUUCAGACUCAGGUUCAGUGUCAGGACUCUUUGACAUCCCAGCACAGAUGGAUCUUUCAGCAGAUGGACGAAUCAUCCAUCAGACGAUGCUAAAUCGAAACACUGUCAGCACAGAAUCAGAGAGUGGGCAGAAUUCUCGGGGACGGCGAAUUCUACCUCAGCUGCCCUCCAUGGAGAAGACAGAAACUCCACCGCCCAGCAUUCACGUUCGAUCUGACUCUUACCUGAACUAUGAGGGCAUGGAAAGGAACAUACGUGGUUCACAGCAGAAAGAAGACCUGCAGAAACUGUAUGUCCCGGAUGAUCUGGAACCAGACAGUCUGAGUGAUGCCAGCAAGUCCGAUGAUGGCUCCAUUGUGGAGCAGGGUAGAAAAACCAGUGCUGCAAGACCAGAGAAGACUGGGCCAGAGGUUAAAAGUCAGACAUCAUCUAAACAUGAAGCUCUCGCUUCUGGUGCAGCCAAGAUGGUAAAGGACCAAGAUUCUACCCCGAAGUUCUCAACAGCCACUAUAACUAGACAGCAUGGCAACAAACCCAACCUUGCUCUCCCUAAUAGAGAUGCUUCUCAGUGUGAGGAAAACCCUGUAUCCCUCAUCAGGCAAGAGAGUUUUACUAAGGAUAGGUCCAGUGAUGACAUCCAUUUUACGAGAUUGCCCCAUAUCUCAAGUCCAUCGUCCAGCGAUGAUAAAAAUGCAUUCAAAGGUGUGUGCAGCCAAGACACUCAGUCUUACCUCAAAGAGACAGAGAAUGUUCUUGCAUCUUUGGAAGCCAGGCUUCAAGUGCAGAAGCGUGACAGUGGCUCCUGCCCUCUGGAGGACUCACUUUCUGGGGAAUCAGAUGUGGACACGUCCAGUACAGUCAGUCAACGUAGUGGUAGAAAUGCUGUCACUUCUGCCCCUAAGAAGCCAGUGAUCCUCAGUGAACUCUUGAAAGAGAGAAAAGCAGCCAGCCAGCAUGCUCAAGAACAAAACCGCUUUCAGUCAUCUGGUGAUCCUCUUUCUCAGGCAUCCAGGUCCAGUCAAGCCGACAAUGAUCGUAAGGGGGAAUCAGAUAAGUGCUUUCAGUUACGUCGUAGUUCAGGAAAACAUGGAUCUCUGGACUUUGGCAAUGAGCCUCAGAGCUCCACUAUCCGUCAGUGGCCUGAAACUGUUUCAGACCAGGAGUCCAACUCGCGUCCUACUCAGAGAAAGUUCACCAUCCCCCUUCAGAAAGACAACUCAAGCAAGUCCACAAAAGGUACAGUAGCCCAAGCCCUGGCCCGCUCUAACAGCCUUUCUGCACCAAGGCCUACAAGGACCUCCAUGCUCCGCCGUGCCCGCCUAGGCGAAGCAUCUGACAAUGAUGGCACUGAGACUGAUCGAACAUCUCAGAAUUCAGAUGCCAACCCUUCAACCACCAGACCCCAAGACAGCAAGAAGCUUUCCCGCUUGGACAUCUUGGCUCUACCAAGAAAGAGGGCUGGUUCUUUCACUACACCCAGUGACACAGAGUCCUCUGCAGGCAAGACAGGCUUUUCCAACCGCAGCUCAGAGUCUGGUUUCUCAGCACGGAAGGCUUCAGUGUCUGACCCCAAGACUGGUGCACAGAAGGGUUCAGGGGGAUUAGCCAGACAGCCAAUCAUCCGUGGCCGCUCAAGCAGUGCAAAGUAUGCUAGCAGCACAGCUAGCUCCAGGAGACGUCAGAAGGGCUCAGACUACACCUCCACUUCAGAGGAGGAAUACGAGUCUAACCAAAGCACUCCUAAACAUAAACGAUCCCACCAUUCAGGAGCUUUACACGCAAGAACCCAGAAUCUUCUGCCAGUGCGACCUAUCUCAAGGACCAGAGACUCUGAGGGGGAGGGACAUGAGAGUGAUGCCUUCCAGAGCUGGACAACACACAGUGCUGAAAUUGCAAGGUUGAGUCAGGACCUGGCUAAAGACUUGGCCAUACUGGCUCGAGAGAUUCAUGAUGUUGCUGGAGAUGCUGAGCCUCAGAAUUCUGCUUCUGCUGAUACUGUGGAACCAGUGUCUGCUAUAUCCACCUGUGAAGAGUUGCGGCAUCAGAUUCCUGAGACCAGCCUUAAUUACCCUAAAGUUCCACCAAUUUCAGCUGUGGUCAGAAACUCUGACCAGAUUAUUAAUGAUCAAAGCCUCAAGCAGUGCAGUUGGAACCAGGAACAGGUUGCUCUGGAUAAUGGGAUGCUGAAUCCUGUCUCCCAGCUUUCUGUGGCUAUCCGAGAAAACACAGAACAACUGACUGAAAAAAUCAAGCUAUUAUUCCAUAAUAAGAUAAAAGUCUGGGAGGAGAUUGAGGCAAAGAUAAAUGCAGCAGAUGAUCCUCCACCUUUGGAUACUCCCAACAAGGAAAUAAUGGCUAUUCUCCAGGACCUUAGAGGGAUACAGAAACGGUUGGAAGUCAUCAACAGAAUUCUUGAACCCAGCGGAAACCCAGAUGUGGCCCAAUCACCAGCCACUGGAGGCCAGUCUACAGCUGGACUGAGGAGCUUCAGAGUUUCUCCUAGAGACUGGAGAACCACUUCGUCCCAGCGCGGUGGUGGCCCCUCAGCCAGCAGUCGAAGGUUUGGUAGGGGGUCAGAGGGGGAAAGUUUUGUUGUAUGAGAAUGAUUUAAGUCCUCCCUCUCCUCCUGUCUACAUGCCAUGUCCACUAAAGCUGCUCAUUUGAACAGUCAUUGGUGACUAAUGUAAGAACAUUCAGUCACCAGUGUCAGAGCGUGCACAUUUAGUUACUUGAUUAACCUUCAAUGGCUUUUUUUCAAGGUUUGGUGUUGAUGGGUCCAUUUGCACUAAGGUGUGUGUUUGUUGCACCAGAAAAAAAACUGUCACACAACACUAAGUACUUAAGGGUACAAAGCUGGUUUGCAUUGUUGAAAACAAUGUGUAAAGUGAGCUUUUGAGGCUGUGCAUCACUGGGAGAAAUGAUACAGCCUUUUUUUUUUUGACCUAUUAGAUUUAUUCCUUACAUGGAAUAGAAACUAUUUGUGAUGACACUGUAUUUGAGUUUCAUUUUUGUUAUCAUUUUGGUCUUGAUUGAUUUGAGGAGGUAAAUUAAUUUACAGAAAUAUUUAACUUUAUUCAGGGUAUUUUAUAUGCUGAGGAUCAUUAAAGAAUGUGUUAAAUAGAUGUAUUUCUUUUUCAUUAUUGCCACAGUCACAAAUAGUGAAGUAUGCACUUUGAUUUCUUUGAUGUUUUCAAGUGAGUUUUUUUUUUUUAUUUGCUUUUCAACUUAUAAUCUGGCAACACUAAAUUCUGUGCUUUUUAUAAUUGUACUUCUAGUCCUCUGUCAAAACUGUCUGUAUGUCUGUAGUUCCUACAUGCUGAAAAAAGAAAAGUUACCCAGAACUGACAUUCCCAUGAACUAUGAAUAUGACAGAACAUAGAGUACUAUGCAGUGAGAGACCACCCUUUAUUCAAUCAUGUAUUUAAGUAUUUAUUUCUUUGUUUCUUUCUUUCUUGCUUUCUUUCUUUCUUUCUAGUCAAAACAACCUUUAAUGGACCAAGUUUUUCAUUCAUUUUCAGGAGAUCAUUUUGAAGAGAUUAGAUAUAAUCCACUUGCAUAAGGAACAGCAAAGUCUAAGACUAAGGAGUUUAAAAUUAUUAAAUGUAUAGAGAAAAUGGCACUAUUAACAUCCAUGUAAGGCCUGGUAGACCAACAAAACUGUCAUCAUCAGAUAAAGAGUACUUAAAGCUGUAGUCUUUGAGAGAGAGGAGAAAAUCAAAAUCCGAUUUUGCUCCAAAUCUCUAAAAAUCCACAGGUGUUUCUGUCCAUCGUUCCACUGUGAGAAGACAACUCAACACUAUGAGUCUGAAGGGAUUUGUAGCUGUCAAGAAGCCAUUACUGAGGAAAGAAACUAAACAAAAAAGAAUUGCAAAAAAAAAUUUUUGCAAGUCAAACAAAGAAGCUGAUGGUGUUCUCAGAACAGUGGACUGACCACUCCAGAGUCCAGACCUCAACAUCACUCAAUGUGUGGAUCACUUGGAUCAAGAACAGCGGAAAAUGCAACCAGCAUCUAAGACUGAACUUUGGGGGUGUUGAAAAAUAUCCCUGCAGAUUUCUUUGAAAAAUUGAAAGCAAGACUCCUGAAAAGAAUGGAAACUGUAAUAAAGGCAAACAUGGACACUAAACACUGAAAAUUUGAUUAUAUAUUUAGUUUAUAUAUUUAGGCUUCUGUGCCAUUUUCUGUUAAAAACGUUCCCUUCUUUUUUCCCUGUCACUGAAUAAUCGAACAGCUUGUACUUUAUUGCCAUUCUGACUGGAAAUUGUAUACAUUUCCACAGAGACCACAGAGGGUUGUCUCUGACUUUGGCACAGUACUGUCUUACUUGAAACGAAUCAUCUAAUGUGCCUACGGAUGAAGUAAGUCAUUUUCAGUAUGCAAGUAUUCACUUUUUUUUCCCAUAAUUACAUUUUUACAGCUCAACUUUUGUUGACUUUUGCUGAGUCCCUGCAGUGCUAGGAAGCAUGAGUGAUACUUUAUAUACCCUUAUAUUUAAAGAUUUAUAUACAUUGCUAAGUAAAGACCAGUAUGAAUGUUCAGUAAGAUUACAUAUGUGGCACUGAUGUGUAAUCUACAAAGAAAGCUAGAAAAAUAGUAAUUAAAUCAUUUUGUAAUACUAUCAGUUGCUUAAUUAUACCAAAAAUGUGUACAGUAGCAGUUUGCAUGUCCAACUUUGUCCAGUAUCCUCUUUCCCUUAUUUUGCCAGAGUAUAACAAAAGGAAAGUUUCAUUUCAUUGAAAGUAUGAACUCCUGUUGUGCUUGGUGUACCGAAACUCACAGAAACUUAGAAAUCAGGUCAGUGAAGAUCGCUAUGCCUCAGUGUCACUCCCAGAGUAUCUUCAAGUGGCCAUUAAUGCUAGCAGACCAUGAUUGUUAUUGAGAUGAAUUGAAGUAUAGCUGCUGACUGUCCAUUCUUCAUUCUGUUGCAACAUAUAUGUAUAAAAGCUAAUAUAGUCUGUAUGGAAUGCUGUAGGUUUGCACUGCCAGAGCAUGUGUCUCUGUUCUGGUUUUGCGCUCUGAGAUGGAACUGCUUUCAUUUCCUCUUAUCAGUAAGUGGGAGACAUUUCAUGUACAGAAUGUAUUGAAGAUUAAAGACACGUUAUUUAAGAUAGCUGUGGAUUCAAGUUUAACUCAAGCCCACAAUGAGUGCUUUCUGUUUGAGAAAUGUCUGUCCUAAUCUGUCCUAUGAAACCUGCCAAGGUACAAGAUAUUUCUUAGAGUGUGAGACACUCUUAAAAAUAAAAAUGCUGCUCAAGUUUUUGUAUAGUUAUCUGGCCUGCUUUUGCACAGCCACCAGUUUCAAAAUGCUUUGUUUGCUAGAGUUUGAAACUGACCUGAAUGUUUCUGCCCUUUGUGUUUGUUUUCCCAUGUGUUUGAAUGUACAGUUCCAGUGUCACAAAGCCAAAACGUCCAGCAAAAGACCUUAACCUCCGUCUCUUUAAGAUGUUUUGUUAUUCUUAAAGAAUACUUCUACCAUUGCUUUGUCAAAUUUCAAUGUUUUGAUCUAAAAGCUUCUAAAAGACCUGGUGCUGUAAAAAUGUCUGGUCUUUAUUAUGACAUUACUAUCUUUUUCAAUAUUAGUUUGGGAUCAUUUUGUAUAAGAGGUAAAUCUGUAGAAGUGAUCUUUUUU
This is a messenger RNA of Colossoma macropomum (tambaqui), 8151 nucleotides long. It is a transcript of the gene cep170b, whose product is annotated as centrosomal protein 170B. Lineage: Eukaryota; Metazoa; Chordata; Actinopteri; Characiformes; Serrasalmidae. The record is from RefSeq and is a predicted model, not a curated record. Bases 349 to 5124 code for a protein of 1591 amino acids. Gene Ontology annotation, molecular function: protein binding. The transcript has 19 exons.